This is a messenger RNA of Fukomys damarensis (Damara mole-rat), 852 nucleotides long. Its product is annotated as olfactory receptor 7E24-like. The transcript has a single exon. The coding region runs from base 16 to 852 and encodes 278 amino acids. Gene Ontology annotation, molecular function: G protein-coupled receptor activity; olfactory receptor activity. Gene Ontology annotation, cellular component: membrane. Gene Ontology annotation, biological process: G protein-coupled receptor signaling pathway. NCBI's taxonomy places the organism in Eukaryota, Metazoa, Chordata, Mammalia, Rodentia, Bathyergidae. The record is from RefSeq and is a predicted model, not a curated record.
GGUCUCUUCUUGUCCAUGUACCUGGUCACAGUGCUCGGGAACCUGCUCAUCAUCCUCGUUGUCUUCUCUGACUCCCACCUCCACACCCCCAUGUACUUUUUCCUCUCCAACCUGUCCUUCGCUGACAUCUGUUUCACCUCCACCAUGGUCCCCAAAAUGAUUAUGGACAUCCAGAGAAACAGCAGAGUCAUCUCCUAUGUGGGCUGCUUGACACAAAUGUCUCUUUUUCUCAUGUUUGCAUGUAUGGACGACAUGCUUCUGAGUGUUAUGGCCUAUGACAGGUUUGUGGCCAUCUGUCACCCCCUGCAUUAUCCAGUCAUUAUGAAUCCUCGCCACUGUGGCUUCUUAAUUGUGCUGUCUUUUUUGUUUAGCAUUUUGGACUGUCAGCUCCACAAUUUAACUGUCUUACAAUUUAUGUACUUCAAGGAUGUUCUCAUUUCCAAUUUCUUCUGUGAACCUGCUCAACUCCUUAAUCUUGUCUGUUCUGACAAUUUCUUCAGUAACAUUUUCAAAUACAUUGCUGGUGUGUUAUUCGGAUUUUUUCCAGUCUCGGUCAUAUUUUUAUCUUACUAUAAAAUUAUUUAUUCUGUUUUAAGAAUUCCAUCACCUGGAGGGAAGUUUAAAGCCUUCUCCACCUGUGGGUCUCACUUAUCAGCUGUUUGCUUAUUUUAUGGAACAAGCAGUGGUGUGUAUUUUGGUUCAGCUAUAUCACAAUCUCCCAGAAAUUGUUUGAUUGCCUCAAUCAUUUACACCUUGGUCACCCCAAUGCUAAAUCCAUUUAUCUACAGCCUGAGGAACAAGAACAUUAAAAGAAGCUUGAGCAGGUUCCACAGUAGAAAAUUAAAAUCUUAG